Molecule: messenger RNA, 4368 nt
Organism: Solea solea (common sole)
Lineage: Eukaryota; Metazoa; Chordata; Actinopteri; Pleuronectiformes; Soleidae
Exons: 3
Coding region: 289-2094 (601 amino acids)
Biological process (GO): regulation of transcription by RNA polymerase II
Molecular function (GO): RNA polymerase II cis-regulatory region sequence-specific DNA binding; DNA-binding transcription factor activity, RNA polymerase II-specific
Source: RefSeq, a predicted model, not a curated record
GCGCUGCUGUGUUGCUGCUGCUACGUGCAGGUAAAAGGAACAGGCGACACACACACACACACACGCGAGUGAAAAACCCACAAAAAAACACUGAAAACAUUUAUCGUGUCAGAAAAGCUAUGGAAAACGAGAAGCUUUUCCGCGCGGCAGGAACACAGACACGAGGUGUUUAAAGUGUGGAAGAAAAGCGACGUCUUGAAGAGAAAGUGUCAACCAUCGUUUGGCUCCUGGACUCCACGCUUUGUGCGGAGCAACUUGGGACAGCUGCGUGUUUUCCAUCAACAAAGAAUGAAGGCAUUCAAACGAGCUCUUGAAGAAGAGCAUCGGCCGGAGCAGGAUCACUCCUCGGCCAUGUCGGACAGCGAUGACGGCUCCCCGCUCGACCUGUCAGGAAGGGGGCUUCUUGGAAAGCGCCGUCGCCGUGGCAACCUGCCCAAGGAGGCGGUGCAGAUUCUGCGGAGCUGGCUGUAUGAACACCGCUUCAACGCUUACCCAUCAGAGCAGGAGAAGCUCAGUCUCUCUGGUCAGACCAACCUGUCAGUACUACAGAUAUGUAACUGGUUCAUCAAUGCACGUCGCCGCCUCCUCCCCGACCUGCUUCGCAAGGACGGAAAAGACCCAGCCAAGUUCACCAUCUCCCGAAAGAUUGGGGGUAAAAGUGAAGGCAACUCGUCUAAUGGAGGUGGAGCCAGCUCUCCAGAAAGAAACUCCUCCCCCAGUUCCUCUCAACUGCGGCCAUCGGUCAUCCGUUCUGCCCCCACACUGGACCUCAGUCUUCUUGGGAACACAGCCACGGCUAUUCUGACAGGAGCAGGCUACCUGGGUAUAGAAGGGUCAGUGCAGGCACUCAUGAAGCUGGAUACACAAAGUUUGCUGAGGGAAGCAGAGGAACAAGGGGUUAAUACAGCUUGUCUCACCAGCACAACAAUGGCAGCUAGUCCCACUAGUGGCCUCUUCAACACUCCUCCCCCAACUCCACCUGAGCUGUUCCCCACCCAGGACUUCAGUGAUUUGAGGCUUCUAGUUGAUGCAGCCCUGCAAAGGGCAGCAGAGCAAGAAAACCUGAAAAGACUUCAAGAGGCCCAGAACAAACCAUCAGAUGCCGUGGAGACACAGUGCAGUGCUUAUAGCAGUGACCCACCCAGUGGCUCCACACCACCUCCAGAGGACAACCAACAAGUCAUGGAUGCCUCCAGAGUACAGAGUCUGAUGGAGAAGGCUAUGGCAGUUCCAGUGUCAGCUGUAACUUCACUGAAGGCCCCAGUGGCUCAGUCCUCACCAGCCCCUGUUCUAGUUCCAGCUCCUGUCUUGGUCUCAGCCACAAGGCUGUCUCCUCUACCGAUGAAUAAAGUCAUCUGGAACCCUUUGGACAAGGACACGACUCGAGCCUCCAGCCCAAACCACCCUCAGCUCAUCCCGGCUCAUUUGCCAACAUUUGUGCCAGUGUCUGCUUCUGUCUUUGGGCAGCUAGAUUCUCAGAAAUCACUUGCAGUGCCAGCCAUCACCACAGCUUCAUCACCAGCUCCACCCUCAAGCUCAGUUCCAGCACUUUUGCCCGCUUCAACUAGUGCCACAGUACCAGCUUCAAGGCCUGUCUCUGUACCGUCAGCAGUCCUUCUGCCUAAUACAAGUUCUGCCUCUGUCGCUGCUUCAAGCCAGAUUUCAUCCCCAAGUGUACCUCUCGUUCCAGCAGCUACUUCUCCAACCAUCGCCUCUGUUGCAUCCUCCAGAGGAGUCCCGAUUUACCUGCCAUUCCAUAAAACCCCAUUAAUCCCUGUCACAGUUCCAUAUCCGUCGUUUAUUUCAACAUCGGCAUCGUCUCCAGUCCAAGUUUCAGUGUCUGGCCCAGCUUCAGCUCCGACACCAUCUUCUACUCCAACGAUCACACCUCUUGUGGGCCUUGCCUCCCAGCUCUCUCCUCCUUCUCCUCCUCUUCAUCCCUCUUCCACAAGCAGCAGGAAUUCAGCAGUGGGACCCAGUGUUUGGAAUAUGGUACAUGCUGACACCAGGCAACCCAGUUCACUUCAAGUGGUAAAAAACCCCAUCACCACAGGGUGGGGCCCUCUGCACACUAUGAGUGAAACUGUAAACUAGGAGCUGCAACUGGGCGGCCAUCUUUUUAAAUAUAAAUAUCCACAGAGGAGAGAGGUCGGACAUUUUCUUAAGGCUGGACAACACUGUAUAUAGCUGAAUGUAUCUAUCAAGAGUCUUUGUUGACAUUGAAGCCUGUGCCUGCACAAUAUACACGGUAAUGGAUUAGAUGUGUGAAGUGGGACAAAGUGAAGCAACGGACAUGAGGUGUUUUUUAGCAAUUUCAAGUGACUUUUUUUAUUGUUUUAUGUCGCUGUUGUGGAAGGACACUGUUGAUUGUAAGCUGUGGCGCCAUUUCUCAAUGGGAAAAUUCUUCAGUGCAGAGUUUUUCAACCUCCUUUUCCAAGUUACAGUUUAUGAAUUAUUAGGAAAAUGUCCUGUAAUUGUACAAAAUUCAAAUUGGUGUCAUUUUUGAGCACCAGCAGAGUUCGCCUCCUCAGUAACAAUACUGGACUUUGUUGAAUGUACAAAAGGCACUGACAUGAAUGGCUAAGCUGCCGAUCACCCAUUCCCAUCCAGGAUAGAAGGACAUUACUUAAACAACAACUUCAGUCCUCUAUAGUUGUGCAAUUCAUAGUUUUGUGUUUACUUCAGUACAUUUUCCCUUUUUUAAGGUUAUUUUUUUGUUGUUAUUGAGUAGAGGAGAAAUCUAUGUUGUCGUUCCUGAAGUUUUUUUUAAAACUUUAUGCGAGUCAACCCCCCCCCCUUGAAUUUCCACUUGAACACAUGCUUAACCAACAUGUCGCCGAUGUCAUUUCAAUACUAAAAGUGUCUUUUAAACAAGUGAUUAGCAUUUUCCUUCAUUUGUGUAGGAUGUGCUUUUUGUUACUUGCGCGUGACCUUGCCCAGUUGUGCACAGUCUGCAUGGAUAUUGAUCAGGGCAGGGGGCUUGUGUGACUGGGAUGGAGAGAAGGUCACAUUGAAUCUGUUGCAUAAAUCAAUGUUCAGUGGAGAGGUGAGCAGCUUUUGGAUCUGGUGAUGUCACUUCUUUAAAUGAAAUAUUACACUCGCUGUGAGACGAGGUAACCUCUUAUCUUUUGUGGUGCAGAACACUUUAAACAUUGGAUCCUCUUGGUUGGAGGAUGAAUGAGAAUAUUAUGUUGAUUUCUCUCGUCGCUUUGGAGCUGCAGAAUCGGCUCCGUCUAAUUUAAACCAUGAUGUCAUAAUAGUGGUACAGCAAAUGUAGCAGAUUUACUGAAGUAGCUGAUAUAUAAACUUGUUUUCAAGACAGGUACAACAGCAUAUGGUUCACUCCUUCCUUCCGUUUAGUUUUCACCUGUGAGUAGCAGUGGACUUGAAUUGUAGAAUUUCUAAUCAUUCUUGAAGCUGUAGUUUCUAUGAAACUGUCGAAGCUUAAACCAGGAUUUAUGACUGAAUGCUGUCGACCUACUAAUAGUAGCAUUGUGUAGGAGAAGUUGGGAGAAUAAUACUGUAGCAGAAUCAUCUUGUUAAGCGUCACGGUUACAUUUUUACAUGUGCAAAUGUUGUGGGGUCAAAAACGCUGACGAGCACUGACUCCCAACAUCCCCAGCAAAUCCUUCCAUUGUCUUUUUCAUGACCAAUAUGGAAACUCUGAACUCUGGUUUUUGUACUUUCCUCAUUUUUAACAUUGUUUUCCUUCUCACUGCUCAUCUGUUCAUGUCAGUGGAUGUUUUAUUUGUUACUGGUACUCACUAGACUGAUGUGCAUUUAUACCUCAAUUUACAUAGGUCAUGUCAGGUUUGGUUCAUAUGUGUAAUAUAUUAAUACUGCGUAGUAAGGAUUUCUGAGUAUUAAGUAUUUUUCUUUUUUUAUUAUUAUUCAAACUACAUUGUGCCACUGUAACUACACCCAAUCGGUUGUGAUACUGGAAAGACAAAAGGCUUAAGCUUAGGCAGACAGGUUUUUUUAUAUAUAUAAUUAGGGUUUAUGUUUGGUUUUAGAGGCAAAUUGAUUUUCCAAACAGAGAAAACUAUGUAUUGAUGCAUGUAAAUAUAGUCAAGGUCGUUCUUUUUUUUUGUAUGUAAGUAUUGGCAUGAACUUUAUCUCAAACUUGUUUGUUUUCAGCCAGGUGCAUUCCAAAAUGUUCUCUUUUUUUUUUUUUUUUAAAUGAUCAUGUGAGUCAUGGCUGAAUGUUGGACCGACUGGCUGCUGUGCCUUAAUACGACUGAGGGAUGAUGUCCCUUUUUUUUAUAUAUAUACAUAUAUAUAUAAAUUAGUCGUGCAAUAUAUGCCUUAAACUUUAAAUGUGUGUUUUGUAUAAGCAUUUCAAAGAAUAAAAGUUCCUUUUUUCAUACA